AUAUUUAGUCCUUCCUUUGAUAUCUCUGUUUUUGUUAUCGUUUAUUCCGCUACCAUCACCGAUCGACUCAAAUCCUGACAUCGAUUUGAUGACCGUAUGCCUAUCUGAUUGUUGUAGGAACAAUCAUUCUGGGUGCUCUUUCCGGCUUUGGUGAAAUGAGGAGUUGCUGGUUAUAUCUGCUCUCGCAGGAAAGGCCCACCCCAACGGAUAGAGACAUAGAAAUGAGCACUGCUGAGGUUGCUCGCAUUAGGGAAGACUUACGUGCGCGAAUGGACGAAGCGAAGAGGAAGGAUAAUAACGAGAAUGCGCCGUGGUAUUCACGCGUCGUCAAGAGUUUUGGCAGUGAUGAUAGUAUUUCUCGGGAAAUAUCUGGGCUUCAAGCACUCGAAUACCAAAUGGCCCUUUCGCUUGACGACAAGCGUGAGCGUCAAUGGGCCAAUCGUUUCAGUCGGACCCUUUACGGGUGUGCAUGGAAUCUCUGCGGCAAGGUGUUCGCAGUCUACUGCGUAAUCAGAAUUUUGAACGUAUGGGUUUUUUUUCCGGCGACUGGCUGCGGUGACCUUGACCUGGACUGGAUUAGUUAUAAUAGAGUACUCUUGCCCAUGAUGCACGGGAAUGUGCUGCUAACCUUCGUUUAACGCUUCCUCGGGUCACAUCUACCCCAGAUCCAUCUUUCUUCUCACUCGGUGCCGCGUGUUCUAGCGCUUGUUGUACCUGCCUCCACUGCUUCCUUUGCCCUUUGCACCGGCUCCAGCUUGGU
This is a messenger RNA of Guyanagaster necrorhizus, 760 nucleotides long. RefSeq lists its product as uncharacterized. The record is from RefSeq and is a predicted model, not a curated record. The coding region runs from base 156 to 638 and encodes 160 amino acids. The transcript is spliced from 4 exons. NCBI's taxonomy places the organism in Eukaryota, Fungi, Basidiomycota, Agaricomycetes, Agaricales, Physalacriaceae.